AUCGUGCAAAACAAGUACGUCGACGCUCUCAGCAACUAUCAGACUACACACUGUCCAGAUGUCUAAUCUGACUUCAACAUGACAACAAGCCAGUAUCUACCGCAUGGAGUCAUCGCAGAGAGAAUCGAGAGCUGCGUGACCAAGUUUGAGUCCACGAUAAAAAGACAUCAGGACAAAAGCCAGCAAAGCUGUGUCACUAGCCUGAAGAACGAGCAGUUUCGCUUCAAAGCAUGGGUAUCGCAGGCGGCCACGGACAUGCCUGCUGACCAGAAUGGCCAGGCCUACAGUUUAAGAGACACGCAGGGCCUUCGAGAUCAACUUCUGUCCUUGCUACAGAAACUCGCGGACAGUCUGGAUCAAGCUUAUGAUGCAGCCGAAGUUGACAAUGACCAAGUAUCAGCGGCAGCGGGCGAUAAAGAUGAUGAAGAUGACAUCUCACUCGACUUUGAAUAUGAUCCGGCGCCGAAUGACCUCGGAUCCAACCAAACACGCCAUAUUGGCGACGUAGUCGAUCAGCUUUACCGUCUGAACUUGGCACUGCGGAAGCCCGCUGGCACCGACUAUCUGAAGUCUACCGAAGCUUCCGCUGCGUUUGAAUAUCUGCAUUUUGAUGAGGAGCACGUUCGUCAAGACUUUCCGAGCGCUCCAGCGUUCUUGAUCAAGCGACUGGCGGAGUGCAUUUCUCGCCGCAGGCAGCUCCUCCGGCAUUGGCAGAACAAUGAACCCAGCCACGAUCAUCGCACUAGCGACGGCCCAGACUCUUCUGUCGAGGACGAUGAGUCUGACUUUAUGGGUUUAGGCCCGUCGUCCGAGGUCGCCCAGACCGAGGCAUCUGCAGUAACUAUUAGCACUCUGUGGCGCUCUGCAGCUAGCAUUUCUAGCAGACCACGCGUAGACUCGGCUCCGGUAUUUUCGCUGAAGGUGCCACCAAUUCCACAGCAGCAAGGGCAAGAUCGCUUGAGAUGUCCUAUCUGCUCUUGCAACGUGUCUGUCACGACUGAAAAACAAUGGCGAACUCAUGUCUUCCACGAUCUGCAACCAUACGCAUGUACCUACGAACUAUGUACAAGUCCGCAUCGAGCCUACUCGAGCCCUCGCGAAUGGCAGCAACACCUGAUUUCAUCGCAUCCGAUCAGUUGGCGAUGUCCUUUCGACUGUGACUGCGUUUUCACUGCUGUACAAGACCUCGAACACCAUAUUGUGGAACAUCACAAAGUCACGAACGACAUCUUGACACUAAAGACAAUCUCCGACGCAUGUGCAACUCCGCAAGAAGCGGCGUCGAGCCCCAGAUGCCCACUUUGCCAGUGCAUCUGCCCAUCUCAGCGACACUGGUUCAAGCACGUUCAAGCGCAUCAGCGGCAGCUUGCAUUGUUUUCUUUACCGCAGCAUCUGCUUGUGGCUGCAUCUGAUGACGAGUCUGACAGCACAGGAAUCGAGGAGACGAGAAGGACCCAUCCCAGGAUACACUUCGUCGAUCCUGGGGACAUGGGCAUACGAAACACCAAACACAUUCUUGCAGGGGAAGCUCCAGAACUUUCGUCGAAUGACAUGGGGACCGAGGACUCUUUGACGAAGGCGAUGGAAGAGCUUCAGACAACGCUUCACGACGACCUCAAAGCCGGCAAAGUGCUUGAUGCAAUUAUUCCCUUGACGUUGGAGUUAUACAGUAGAAGGAAGAAGCCUCGUAAACAGGAUCAGUACGAGGAACUCGAGUCACGAUAUUUGAAACUCCUAGCUGCCACCACGACCGGGCGGUCAAGAGAGGAGCAAACAGCAGUCGUUGCCAAGGUUGCUGGGAAGUAUGGCAAUUUGAACAGUGGAGACGAUUUGCGACACGAAUUGGGGAAAGAGCUGCGGAAGGGAACUCAGAAUCAAAACCGGACAUCACAAGCACAGCCGUCCGAGCUGUCUUCUGGGAGAAUCUAUCAGUCGAUUGGAGAAGGCUCUGCUGGCGGCCGGAUUUCUCGCCCUAUCUCAAAUGACAUAUCGCAGCCUGCGUCAGCAAAGUCAAAGGUCGAAAGUUCAAUGCUGGAGACUCCUCGUCCAAACCUUUCACAUGACCAUGAGAAGUACAUCACGGCAGUGAGCUUCUGCGACACCCUCGGCAACUGGUUUCGAUUCCCUUUUGCCGUUGUGCGCGACUGGGCCGCCAUGCAACGAUGCAUUCUACAGGCUUCCAAAGGCACUGGAGAAGACCAUGAGGCCUUAGUACGGGACGGCAAGUACUCUCUGGUUGACAGCAAUGGUUUUGUGAUACUGCCAGAAUUCUGGUCGGAUAACGUCUGGCCUGGCCUAGUGGUGCAUAUGCAGAUGUGGGUGCAACCGCGCAAGUCCAAGAAAUCGAAGACAGCUUCCAAGAAGCGCUCCAAAAAUCACAAGCGGAAUUCCUCCCCGGAUAACAAGAGGGUGAGCGAGGACUCUCCAACAGGAGACAAAUAUCCAGAAGAUGAAUACAUUCGCGCGGUGAGCUACCAAAGAGACAGAGGAGAACCCCUGCGCCCAUCGCUACGCCGAGCCGCGAGUGCCAACGAGUAUCCACCGAAACCACUGGGAUCGAUACGAGAAGAGCCCCCCUCAAACGAAUCACGCGUUUCCUGGGCCGACUCUACGGUUUCACGUGAGCGUGAGCGAGAGCGCGAGCGAGAGCGUGUGCACAGCGAAUCCGAAUCCAGUCGUUCGCGUUCCCGCUCUCCCCCGAGAACUCGACAUCACUCGUUUCACGGCCCAAUACCCAGACCUUCUGGUCCAACAGAGCCCGUCGAAGCCUUCUACGGGCCCCAUCAAAAUCCUUUUCGGCAUCCCCCACAACCUUAUGUGCAAGACUACGAUAGCGACCUUGACUACAGGUACGACAAUCUGCAUCGCAGCAGCCGGAGAAGCUCGGAUUACCCAGUCGCGGACGGGGGGUACUACAACUCUGAGUACAAUAAGCGGCCACUGAGUCCAGUGCCGCCUCCCCCUCGACGUUCGGAAACGGACAGUGGUUACGGAGGAAGUGUUCGAUAUCCCGGGAGUGCGCCUUCAUCAGCCGUUCCGUCUCCCCACUACACACAGCUCGAAGACCGCAGAGGGAGACGAAGAGAUACAGGUCCGGAUCGCUACGCAGUCGAGAGGGAGGUGAUCGGACGUCGAUAA
Messenger RNA from Cercospora beticola, 3138 nucleotides. RefSeq lists its product as uncharacterized. The record is from RefSeq and is a predicted model, not a curated record. NCBI's taxonomy places the organism in Eukaryota, Fungi, Ascomycota, Dothideomycetes, Mycosphaerellales, Mycosphaerellaceae.